UUUUUUUAAUGACUAAUUUUGAACUGAAAAGGGAAAUAAAUAAAUAUUUAAUAGAGACAAUUUCUGAAACAACAAAGGGAGGGAGGGGAAUAACUUUUUUGUUUAUUUGUCCAAACUUUGUAGUUUGCUUUCUAACAAAAAUGGAUAUAUAUUUAGGCCUUUAGGUCGCUUUAAAAUUGGGACAAAAAAAUAAUAAAAGUUCAUUUAUUUAAAAAAUAAAAUAAAAUUUUUUUUAAAUUUUCUCCCAAAUUUUUCAGAAAAAUUCCCCCCAAAAAAUGCCCACCACCACAAAUUCACCCAAAUUUAAAUUAUUUUUUCUUCUUUUUUUAAUUUAUUCACCUCCAAUUAAUUGCGAGGGGAAUUCCUCAGUUUGCUCAUCAGAUGCCUUUUUCUGUCCAAUAAAUGGAAAUUGUAUACCUCUUGAUUGGGUAAAUGAUGGAGAACCUGAUUGUGAAGAUGGGGCUGAUGAAAAACAUGUUUAUAAUAACAACACAGAAAAUGAAAACAACAAACAAAAAUUAUUAGAAACAAACAACAUGUUGGGAAAAGAAGAAAAAACAGAAACACUAAUUGACUGGCUUGUUCAGAUGGAAACAGAAUUACCCAAACUUUUUACUCAAUCAAAACAAUCUGGCCAACUUUUACUUAAAGGAUGUCAAUUUCUCGACAACAAAAAUCAAUCAAAUUCUGUUGGAGGUCCUUGGGCUCGUCUUCAUGUAUUUCUUUGUGAAUUAUUAACCCCCGCUUUGUUAGACCAACCAGAAUGUUUAUCUGCUACAAAUCAGUGUUCUUCUACAAAAUUAUUUUUUAAUGAAACUUCCCCAAUUUCCCUCCCUUGUGCUUUACUUACUCAAUCUGUAACACAUUUUAGUUGUAUUGAAGCAAACCCUCCCUCAGAAUGUUCAGAAUCUGCACUUGAAAUGUUAGCACCUUUACGACAAGAAAGUGAACAUUGGUUUGGAGAUUUAAAUUGUAACGAUUCUUCAAAACAACAACAAAUAAAUAUAAAACCUUGGGAUGUUUUGACAAUUCUGGCGAAUGCAGAAAUGUUUUGUAAAAAUAGGAAAACACUUGAAAACAAUGAACUGGCAAAACCUAUCUGGACAAAGUUGUGUGAAAAAGUGAACAUUUUAUCAGAAAAUUCUGAUUGUUUGAAUGAAUUAGCUAGAAAAGACAAUAAAAAGUGCAAUUUUCAGUUAAAUAAACAAUUAAAUACUUCUUGUUCAAUAUUGGAAGCUUUUAAUAAAAAUAUGGAUUGUUCGAUACAUUCGCUAAAUGAGUUGUGUCCUAUUAGAGUUCAAGAGGCAGUUAUUAGCAUUCAGGAGCAACUAAACGAUGAGGCAAUCUCCCAACAAUGUUUUCAACAAAAAGAAGAGGGUUCAGAAAAAUCAACAGAAACAAAUAAAUUUAUUCUACACCCAUUAAAUGGCCAAUGUAGUGAAGAACAAGAAGAAAAUGCUCUUCUUUGUCUAUCAGAAUUGUCAGGCCUUCCCUCUCGUUUACAAAAAUUAUCUUCUCUGGGAGCUCUUUUUUCUAACCAAACAACUUUAUUAAAUGUCUGUUCUUUAUUCGAGCAAUACCAAAAAUGCCUUAAAGACAGAGUUUUCCCAAAUAUUUGGAAUUCUAGAUGUGCUUUGAAUUCGCCUAUGAAUGCUUUGGCAAGAAUUGGACUAGAACCUAUUUGUGACAAUACUUACGUGUUAACUAAUUCUGUUUCUUCCUGUCUAAAUUUUUCCAAUUCAUCUUCUUCAUGUCAAAAGAAUUUACAAAUACUUGGGUUUUCGAUUGGUGCUGUUCUCCAAGGAAUACCUAAUGGAUCAGCACAUUUAUGUAAAGCUUUUUAUUCUCUACGUGAAGCUUUUAAUUGUGCCAGAAAUUCGAUGAGUGAAUUUUGCCUUAAAAAUGAAACUUUAAUUAAUGAAUUUAAUUCUUUAUUAGAUAAGGCUAGUUUCUUUAUUAAAGAGUUUGUUUGGAGGGAUCUAAUAAAUUUAAUUGGCCAAGAAGAAGGUUGCCCUAACCAACCUCCAUCCAAUUUUGAUUCAUUUUUGAGAUAUACACCAACAAUUUCUUCUUCCACAAAUAAACCACCACCAAUAAAUUCAUUACCUCCCCAAAAUUCUGGUGCUCCAAUGGCACGUCCAAUGCCUAAAGAAAAUGAGGAAAUUAAUUCAGAAAAUGAAUGUUCUCCAGAACAACAACAACAAUUCCAAUUUUGUGUCCAACCUUUAAGUGCUUUUCAACCGCACCCUCUGUCAGUAAUUAAAAAUCCUCGACAAAUUGAAGAUGCUUGUCUUUCUUUUAAUAAUUUUACAAAAUGUUGUGAAGGUUUAGCACCCAAUUGUAUUCCUCUAUGGGCCCGUGGAUUGGCGGCAAUGUUUGGAUUUGCUUGUGGAGAAGGAAAUCAGAGAUUUAUUGAUCUUCGUCAAUGCCUCAGGCGUUCAACUGCUCGUCCCGAACUUCACGAAUGUGUUCUUUCAUUUUCUCGAGCUUCUCCACGCGAAGCUUGUACUUCCGCCAAACAUUUACUUGAAUGUGCUCUUCCCCCAAUUGCUGGACAAUUUGAACGAGAAUAUGUUGGACGGUUCGCAAAGGCUUUAGAUCCAAAUUGUUCGUUGGAUGGGUUUAAAGGAGGGGAACUCGCCGUCUUUUCUGGUCAAGAUUGUUCAACAGACCAGAAACAAUUAAUACAGCAAUGUUCUUCUCCAUUAGGCGAUUUACGCAGUCAAUUAGACAAAAUGUUUCAAGGGGGUCUUCAAUCGGUUUUGAAAAAUUUAAAUGGACUUUCUACUCUUUUCCAGAAGGGUUGCAUUCUCUCUGCACAAUUUCGAAAGUGUGUAAAUUCAAUUCUCGCUACUUCAACAAAUUGCACAAUUUCUAGUUGCCUAGUCGCUGCAGGUGCUGGUAUUUGUGACCAGAAAGAUGUUGGGGAGGCUAUUGAUUCUAAUUUAGGAUGUGUCUCUAACCCAGACUUUGGUCAAUGUAUUCGUCAACAUCUUGGGCCUCUUCGUCAACUUAAUCUUUCUGGUUUACGUUCUGUUUUACCCAAUUUUGUUGACUGUGUUCAGCCUAUUGUACUUAAACAAUGUGGAAAAGUGCCUUUAAAUGUUUUGAGGGUUUUGGCUUCUAAUGGGAAUUGCCCAAAAAUUGAAGAAAAUACCGAAGUUAUAACAACAACAACAUUUUCUCCACCAAAAUGUACUGAAGAAAUGAGGAAAAACCGCCAAAAUUGUCAAAAUCAACAUUUACUCUCCAAAUACUCAUUUACACCAAUUACUUUAUUAAAUAUUUCAAUUGACAAAAAUAAUACAGAAUUAAAUUUGUUUUGUUCUGAUUUGGAUAAAUUGGAGGAAUGUGAACGUGAAACUAAUGCAUGCGAUUUGGAGGAGCCCUAUGGUUUACCCAGAGCAAUGCGAGCAUUUUCUAUUUAUAUUUGUUCUUCCAGAACAGAAUAUAUUCAAGUAUCUAAUUGUCUAUUAAAUAUACAAAAAAGUGAAGAAGGCCAAAAUUGUUUAUUAAAUAUUAAACAAAAACAAAAUUUAAAUAAUGAAGAAUUUUGUUUUAAAAUAAAUAAAACUUCUCAUUGUAUUUCUUCUAAAAUAUUUACUGAAUGUGGAAAUGAAGCUUUAGAUUUUGUUUUUUCUGCUAGUAAUGAAUUUGUUGGGCAGUUAGUUCCAAGUACAAAAUGCCGUUUAGAAACGCCUGCUAUUUCGUUACAAACGGGCUGUACAGAACAACAAUUAGUUAACUAUUUGGAAUGCGAGACCGGACUUGACAGAUUUAGACCUAGACCAAUCUCUCUUAUUUCAAAUCAAAGUCAAUGGGAUGAUUUUUGUAAUAAUGCCUACACAAAAUUUCGAAAAUGUGUUGAGGUACUUGAAUGUAGACCAGAACCAGCUACUAAAGCAACACUAACUUUAUACGAAAAUGUUUGUGAAAGAGAGAUAACCCGAAGAGAUCACCGGCAAUUUGGCAAUUGUUUAUUUAAUGUAACCGAAACAGAAAAUGGACAGAAAUGCUUAAAUGAAUUUAGAAAUGUUGAUUUAUUGGCUAAAAAUGCUGGGGAAAAUGUUUGUAAAGCAAUAAAUAAAUUAUUACAAUGUUUGGCUAUCCAAAUAAAUUCUAAAUGUGGAGAGGAAGCUUUGCUUCAUGUUUUUGAUUUAAAUAAUAUUUGGGCUAAUGAAUUUUAUAGAGGAUGUUCAUUAUCUCCACCAGAAAUUGAAAAAGAAGAAAAAAAGAUGCUUCCGAAAAUCGACUUUUCUUCCGAUCAAAUAAUUACAAGUGAAUCAACAAAGGAAGCAAUUAAUAGAGAAACAACAACAAAAUUAAAUUUUAUAGAAAAUAAAACAGAAAAAGAAGAAGAAAUUCAAGAAAAAUUGGAAACAGAUGAAGAAGAGAAAAAUAAAAAUUCUGAAACAACAAAAUCAGAAAUUUGGGCAGAAGAAGAAGAAGAGGGAGAAAAAGUUGUUGUAAACACUACAACAGAAGAAACACAACAAAAAAACAACACAAUUUCAACAAAUUCUGAAAGUUGGGCAAAACACAGAUUUGAUGUUUUGUGUUUAUUCUGUUUUGUGUUUGGGAUGUUUUUAUUAAAUUAG
Molecule: messenger RNA, 4598 nt
Organism: Meloidogyne enterolobii
Lineage: Eukaryota; Metazoa; Nematoda; Chromadorea; Rhabditida; Meloidogynidae
Source: the annotation of a GenBank genome assembly